This is a messenger RNA of Lolium rigidum, 2085 nucleotides long. RefSeq names its product putative amidase AmiD. The record is from RefSeq and is a predicted model, not a curated record. The transcript is spliced from 12 exons. The coding region runs from base 77 to 1939 and encodes 620 amino acids. Lineage: Eukaryota; Viridiplantae; Streptophyta; Magnoliopsida; Poales; Poaceae. Gene Ontology annotation, molecular function: catalytic activity.
CUUUUUCAGGGGAGGCUUCUCCGAGCUAACAGGCUGGUUUGGCUCCUCCGAGCAGGCUGGCCCAAGCCAACCAACCAUGGGCUUUCAAGAGCUGUGCCCAACGUUUCGCGCGCGCCAGGUGUCGGCCGUGCGGCUGCCACAUGGACACCGCCCGCCGCCGCCGUGUCUCCACCUCCUGCUCUUCACCGCCCUGUGCUUCACUGUCCUGGAAACCGCCGCCCAUGCGCCAAGAACAGGAACCGCUGUAGAAGACCGCAUCGCGAGUGUCCCCAGAAUCAUGGGCACGGAGGUAAAAGAUGUUUCGAAACAAGAACCAGGUAGCGGUGUGGUUGCCUUGAAGGAGGCAAUGAAGUACUUCGAUGCUGAUUUUUUCAAUGAUUCAAAACUACAUGAGAUGGAGGACGGUGCUAAAGAAUUUAAUAUACCUGCAUUUAAAGAAAACCGAAAGUUGGUGGCUUUGGAGAAUGGUGGAUUGCAUAACCCUUCUGUUCUUGUCUUCAAAUCAUCAUGGAGUGGCGAAAGCAAAGCCAAGGAUAGUAAUAGAUUCGACUACCCUCACACCUCUGCGGUACAUCGCCCUAGUAAUGAUGAAGAUAUUGCCUUUAUGUCGAUAGUUGAGCUUGGGGAGCUUAUUAGGACAAAGGAAAUAACAUCACGUGAACUUACUGAUGUAUUCUUAAGGAGAUUAAAAAGGUAUAGUAAUGUUCUUGAAUCUGUUGUUACAUGCACUGAAGAUUUAGCAUACAAACAAGCAAAAGAGGCAGAUGACUUGCUUGCGCAAGGGAAAUACCUUGGUCCCUUGCAUGGCAUUCCAUAUGGCCUGAAGGACAUAAUUGCAGUCCCACAAUACAAUACCACUUGGGGCUCAAAGACAUUUAAGAAUCAAGUUAUUGACAUGGAAGCUUCUGUAUACAAACGAUUGAAAUCCACUGGGGCAGUCCUUGUUGCAAAGCUGGUCACAGGUUCACUUGCCUAUGAUGAUAUAUGGUUUGGGGGAAGAACACGGAACCCUUGGAACAUUGAGGAAUUUUCUACUGGUUCGUCAGCUGGGCCAGCAGCUAGUACCUCUGCAGGAAUGGUUCCCUUUGCAAUUGGUUCAGAAACUGCGGGAUCCAUAACAUACCCUGCCGCUAGAUGUGGAGCAACUGCUUUGCGCCCGACAUUUGGAACCGUUGCACGGACCGGUGUCAUGAGCAUUUCUGAGAGUCUGGACAAACUUGGUCCUAUCUGCAGAACUGCAGUAGACUGUGCUAUUGUACUAGAUACAAUCCGUGGCACGGAUGCUGGUGAUCCCUCAUCCCGUGAAAUCGCUUUAGAAGAUCCAUUUCAUGUUGACAUCACAGAACUCACUGUUGGAUAUCUUGACAGUGCUGAGAUGGAGGUUGUCAAAGUUCUUUCUGCCAAGGGUGCUAAGCUUGUGCCUUUCAAGUUGAACUACACCGUUGAAUCGGUUCAGUCCAUUCUAAACAUCACGAUGGAUGUCGAUAUGCUUGCGCAUUUUGACAACUGGCAACGCGAAGGAAAUGAUGAUGACUAUGAAGCUCAAGACCAGUGGCCGGUGGAGCUUCGCCGUGCUCGAUUAAUCCCAGCAGUCGACUAUGUACAGGCACAGAGAGCACGAGGUAGGCUGAUCAGGGAAAUCCGGGAGAGCUUCACAGUUGACGCAUUCAUUGGCAAUGUGACUGACUGGGAGCUCGUUUGUGUGGGAAACCUCAUCGGAAUGCCUAUCAUGGUGAUUCCUACAGGCUUCAAGAGCAUAGAAGAUCCACCAAAAGGCGGCACGAAAAGAAGAACCACAGUCACAACGGGCAUAUAUGCUCCACCUGACCAUGACCACAUUGCUCUCGCUCUGGCGAUGGCGUACCAGUCGGUCACCAAUCACCACAAACAACGGCCACCACUCGACAAUCUAGCCCCGGAUGACAAGAUACACACGUAGCUAGCUGAUGAAACGGUACGAGGAAAGCUCCGAGUAAUCUUUGUGGUAUUUUCCUUUCAAAGGUUGUACUUUGUAUUCAAAAGGCACAGGGCCAUAACUAAAAUUGCAAAUUACAUCUGGGGUACGUGGAUAACCCCUUCCACUUA